GCCUGACAAAAAUAGUCGUACAACGCACUUCCCCUCGAGCAGCAGGAGCAAAACUCUGUCCCAAAAAAUGUUGAAGGAACUUCUCAUAGUUCUGGCCAUAACCAGCACGGUGCUGGCAGUGUCCGAGGAUGUGGAUGACUUUGAUGCUUUCAUGGACAUACCAUUCAAGCGACUGAAGACUUCGGCGGAACGCAUCGAGUCGGCUGGCUAUCCGGCCGAAUCGCAUUACGUGGAGACGUCGGACGGGUAUGUGCUGAAUCUGUUCCGUAUUCCACACUCGCCAAAGCUGAACAAUGGCCAGCUGCAGCGGCCGGUGGUGCUCAUCAUGCACGGCCUGUUCAGCUGCUCCGAUUGCUUCCUGCUCAAUGGGCCGGACGAUGCGCUGCCCUACAACUAUGCGGACGCCGGCUACGAUGUCUGGCUGGGCAACAGCCGCGGCAAUCUCUACUCGCGCAACAACACCCGCCUGAAUGUGAGGCAUCCGCACUUUUGGAAAUUCAGCUGGCACGAGAUGGGCGCCAUCGAUCUGCCCGCCAUGAUUGACUACAUACUCGCGCUCAGCCAGGAGCCAGCGCUGCACUAUGUGGGCCACUCCCAGGGCUGCACCGCGUUCUUUGUCAUGGGCUCCUUUCGGCCGGAGUACAAUGCCAAAAUCAAGACCGCCCAUAUGCUGGCUCCGCCGGUGUUCAUGGGCAAUACCACGGAGGGCCUGAUAGUGGCCACAGCUCCGGUGUUCGGGCAGCCCGGCUUGGGCACGGCUCUGCUGGAGAAUCAGGUGCUGCUGCCGUACAAUAAUUUCAUUCAGCGCCUGCUGGACACAGCCUGCAGCAAUCGGCCGCUGCAAUUGAGCUACUGCAAGACAUUGGCCAUGCUCUGGGGUGGUCCCGAAAUCGGUAACCUCAAUAAGACGCUGCUGCCCCAAAUCGCUGAGACUCAUCCGGCGGGCGUGUCCUCCAACCAGGCCAUACACUUCAUCCAGUCGUACGUAUCCAAUGACUUCCGGCUGUACGACUGGGGCAGCCGCAAGAACUUGGCGUACUACGGUGUGGCGGAGCCACCAGCCUACGAUCUCACUCUGAUAACAGCCGAGCUGUAUCUCUACUAUGGCUUGGCUGAUGGCUCAGCCAAUAGGCAGGAUAUCUCUCGGCUGCCCGAACUGCUGCCCAAUCUGGCGCUGCUGCACGAGGUGCCCGAUCCCACCUGGGGCCACUUGGACUUUAUAUUUGCCGAGAGGGUCAAGAGUGUCAUAAAUGAUUUGGUCUUGGAUUAUAGCAGGCGCUACGAUGUGGACUAUCAGGCAGAAGGCAAAUAAAUCGUUGCAAAAAUUA
This is a messenger RNA of Drosophila obscura, 1328 nucleotides long. RefSeq names its product lipase 3. The record is from RefSeq and is a predicted model, not a curated record. The transcript has 3 exons. Gene Ontology annotation, molecular function: hydrolase activity, acting on ester bonds. NCBI's taxonomy places the organism in Eukaryota, Metazoa, Arthropoda, Insecta, Diptera, Drosophilidae. Gene Ontology annotation, biological process: lipid metabolic process. Bases 68 to 1312 code for a protein of 414 amino acids.